This is a messenger RNA of Melitaea cinxia (Glanville fritillary), 627 nucleotides long. RefSeq lists its product as uncharacterized. The transcript has a single exon. NCBI's taxonomy places the organism in Eukaryota, Metazoa, Arthropoda, Insecta, Lepidoptera, Nymphalidae. Gene Ontology annotation, biological process: DNA recombination; DNA repair; DNA replication. Gene Ontology annotation, molecular function: DNA binding. The record is from RefSeq and is a predicted model, not a curated record. Gene Ontology annotation, cellular component: nucleus. Bases 124 to 543 code for a protein of 139 amino acids.
UCGAUGUCACUGUCAAAAUAUAAAAUACAUGCAUGCAAUAGGAAGUGGAUGUAGGAAUUUAUUCAAAUUCAUAUUGCUUGUUCUCUAGAGUUUUAUUUUUCUUAUUCAUUGUAAAUUGCUAAUAUGGGUGAUCGUGACGAUUUUGAAGAUCAACAAUAUCCCGAUAACGAUGAGUUCGUUCCAUACGUGACAGCCGGAAAUUUAACGCAUCGAAUUGGCGCCAAAGUAUGUCUGUGGGGAAAUGUUACAAAAGUUUCAGCUAGUGAAGGAUUUUAUGUGAAAACUGUAGACGACCAGGAAAUACUUAUUAAACUGAAGAGGCCAUUGAAUGAACCCUUGGAGGGCUGGUAUGAGAUAUAUGGUACAUCGCAAGGGAAAAGUGUUAUUUGUGAUGAGUACGUGCCAUUCUCGGCGGAAAUGACAAAAAAUAUUGAUGUGGAAGGUCACAAAAGCUUAGCGAAAUUUUUGUCAGCCCUUGAUGAUCCAUGGAACUUGGGAAACGAUGAAUCUAACGGCAUGCAUGGAAUUACACCGAUGGAAUAAUCGAAACAAACCAGACAUUUAGUUUUGUAAGUUAUGAACUAAUUCCAAUAUUUUGUAAUUGUUCGAAUAAAACAUACUUUUCCA